CAUGCCUGAAGGAAAUAAAUUAAAGCAAAGACAAAAGUCAAUCUUUGUUCCAAGCAACAAUUUAGCGGAAGGAAUUGAAUUGCGACGGACUAGACGUAGUAUUUAUAUUGCUCAACCAAAAAUGUUUCAUCCGCAAACAGAGGAGAGCUCUGUGGACCCAAAAAACUAUCCCAAGCGGAAAAAACGUCCUCGAUCGAAAAUACCAAGAAAAGAAAAAAAUAGUGACAUUAAGAUUACACCAUGUAAGGUGAUGGUAGAAGAUUGUGUCAAAACUAUGGGUACUCCCGAUGAAAUCUUUAAGACCCCAGUAACUUCUAUGAAGCGACGUAAGGGUAUGUCUACUGGGAAAGCAAAAAAACCAAAAAUUGAAGAUUCUGAUGAGUUCUUCACUCCUAAUACCACACCGCGUGAUAAACAUAUUACACCUAACAAUUCAAAACCCAUCACGUUUACUCUUUCUGAUAAGAAAUCAGCAUCAAAAGUUUCUAGGAUACCGACACCUAGUAGAGUUCAAACUAAUAAAGUAAACAAAUCCGAUCAAUUAAAGAAGCAAGAAGAUAAUACAGAUGGAAAUAAAGAAGAGCAAAAUGAACCAAAGAAAGCAACAGAAUGUCCGCCAGAAAAGAAUCAGAUACCAAAGAAAGUUAAUGAAGAAGAAUCUGGCAAAACAUCAGAGUCAGGGUCAUGUUGUAUUAUGUAAAAACAGAAUAAUGCCUAUUGACAUUUCUGUUUUAUUAGUUACAAAAAACUUCCUAAACGUCCUUUGUUUUAUAAGUUAUUUGGUUAAAAAUAAAUUUGUUUUUUUUUUUGAACAAAUUAUAUAUUUUCGGGAAAUUAGCGAG
This is a messenger RNA of Dimorphilus gyrociliatus, 842 nucleotides long. Lineage: Eukaryota; Metazoa; Annelida; Polychaeta; Dinophilidae. The record is from the annotation of a GenBank genome assembly.